AGUGGAUUUGUUUUAGCAAAACGUUAGCUUUUGCUGAAGACGAAUAUAGCCUUUAAAGGAUUCAGUCUAUAAGCCUUUUUGGAACGACUGCUACCUUUGUAAAACAGUUAAUGGCAUACGCAUAACAAGCUCCGGUGUCCAUCAGCAUGUCCGUGAAGUCAGAGGGAGCCCAGCGGAAGUGGGCGGCCGUGAGGGGCCGCCUCGGCUCCUCCCAGGACUCGGACUCCCAGCCGGAGGCCAACCUGGAGAGCGCCGACCCAGAGCUGUGCAUCCGGCUGCUGCAGGUGCCCACGGUGGUCAACUACUCGGGCCUGAAGCGCCGUCUGGAGGGCAGCGACCAGGCAUGGAUGGUGCAGUUCCUGGAGCUGAGCGGGCUGGACCUGCUGCUGGAGGCUCUCGACCGGCUGUCGGGGCGCGGCUGCUCGCGCAUCUCGGACGCCCUGCUCCAGCUCACCUGCGUCAACUGCGUGCGCGCCGUCAUGAACUCCUCCGCUGGCAUCCACUUCAUCAUAGACAACGAGGGCUACAUACGGAAGCUGUCGCAAGCCUUGGACACCUCCAAUACCAUGGUGAAGAAGCAGGUGUUCGAGCUGCUGGCUGCCCUCAGCAUGUUCUCAGUGGAUGGCUACAACCUGGCCUUGGAUGCGCUCGACCACUACAAGGGCGUGAAGACUCAACAGUACCGUUUCAGUGUCAUUAUGAAUGAGCUGCAUGCCACUGACAACGUGCCCUACAUGGUCACCCUCCUCAGUGUCAUCAAUGCUCUCAUCUUCGGGGCCGAGGAUUUACGGCAGAGGGACAAACUGCGGAAGGAGUUUGUCGGGCUACAGUUAUUGGAUAUAUUACCCAAAUUAAGGUAA
This is a messenger RNA of Megalops cyprinoides (Indo-Pacific tarpon), 860 nucleotides long. RefSeq names its product inverted formin-2-like. Gene Ontology annotation, biological process: actin cytoskeleton organization. Gene Ontology annotation, molecular function: small GTPase binding; actin binding. Lineage: Eukaryota; Metazoa; Chordata; Actinopteri; Elopiformes; Megalopidae. The transcript has 5 exons. The record is from RefSeq and is a predicted model, not a curated record. Bases 147 to 860 code for a protein of 237 amino acids.